AUCAGGAGUGCCCUUGACGGGCAGGCCGGCUGGACUCAGCAUCCUUCUGCUCGCACUGCGGGGAGAUGGCUCAGCGGCUCCUCCUGAGGAGGUUCCUGACCUCAGUCAUCUCCAGGAAGCCUCCUCAGGGUGUGUGGGCUUCCCUCACCUCUAAGACCCUGCAGACUCCCCAGUACAAUGCUGGUGGUCUAACAGGAAUGCCCAGCCCAGCCCGGACAUUACACACCACCAGAGUCUGCUCCACGACCUUUAAUGUCCAGGAUGGACCUGACUUUCAAGACAGAGUUGUCAACAGUGAGACACCGGUUGUUGUGGACUUUCAUGCACAGUGGUGUGGCCCCUGCAAGAUCCUAGGGCCGCGGUUAGAGAAGAUGGUCGCCAAGCAGCACGGGAAGGUGGUCAUGGCCAAGGUGGACAUUGACGAUCACACAGACCUUGCCAUUGAAUAUGAGGUGUCAGCUGUGCCUACCGUGCUGGCCAUCAAGAACGGGGACGUGGUGGACAAGUUUGUGGGGAUCAAGGACGAGGACCAGCUCGAAGUCUUCCUGAAGAAGCUGAUUGGCUGACAUGCAGGGGCGAGACCUGACUGCCCUUGCCUGCCGGAAGCCUGUUUUGGGGAGGAGCCUAGUUAGUAGAACCCCCAGCCCUCAGCUGUCAUCCUUCCUGCCCCGCCCCUCUGUUUUGUCCUCGUGGGUCUUGCCUGUGACAGCAGACCACCAAACCUAGGAGCUACCAGCACUUGAGAGCCAGCCCUCAGUGAGGGUGGCCAGGAGAGGGCCAGUGCUGCCGCUGCUGGUGUGUGGGGCAUCUUGUGUACUUCCUACGGUGUGCACCUACUGUGUGCUUCUUCCAGGGCCAGCCUGUAGCCUGACUGCACAGGCGGUCACCCUGGUCCCCAUCUCCGUGGCCCUCUGAUCUGAAGCCCCAGCCCCCAUGCAUUUGUCUUUAGCACAUCUCCUCUCCUGCCUCUGCUUGAAAAGGAAACCAGCAGGCGAACAAGUGAGAGUAAUAUAUACUUCUCUCAUUUUUUUGUAGGUCUCUAAUAAAGAACUUUAUGUGGCCCUUCUACCUCUUGCUGUGAAGAACAGAGCCCACCCCAUACCCUAAAUCUGUCCCUUCUAUUCCUUGUCCCCUCACUGAGUUAGCUGGGCCUUGGUUCUGGUUCUCCGAGCAGGAGGAGGAGCUGUGAAUAAGUCAGACCAAUAAAAUCAGGUUUGCACUGCCA
Messenger RNA from Mus pahari (shrew mouse), 1225 nucleotides. It is a transcript of the gene Txn2, whose product is annotated as thioredoxin 2. Gene Ontology annotation, cellular component: mitochondrion. The transcript is spliced from 4 exons. Lineage: Eukaryota; Metazoa; Chordata; Mammalia; Rodentia; Muridae. Gene Ontology annotation, biological process: cell redox homeostasis. The coding region runs from base 66 to 566 and encodes 166 amino acids. Gene Ontology annotation, molecular function: protein-disulfide reductase activity. The record is from RefSeq and is a predicted model, not a curated record.